Cololabis saira (Pacific saury) is the source of this 2954-nucleotide messenger RNA. RefSeq names its product family with sequence similarity 53 member C (gene fam53c). The record is from RefSeq and is a predicted model, not a curated record. Gene Ontology annotation, biological process: protein import into nucleus. The transcript is spliced from 5 exons. Bases 626 to 1936 code for a protein of 436 amino acids. Gene Ontology annotation, cellular component: nucleus. NCBI's taxonomy places the organism in Eukaryota, Metazoa, Chordata, Actinopteri, Beloniformes, Belonidae.
UGUUAUUUAUGAAUGCCCGCCGUUCACAGGCGUGUAGGCGCAGGUGUUUGGUGUUUUUUUUAUCUUUUUAUAAUUAUGUUGUGAUGACCGACGGACCGGACUGCGGGUCUGUCCGGAACCUGCCGGAUCGGCUGUGCGGGUGAAGCCGCGCUGAGACGCACUGGCCCCGGCUGGGAGGCGAGAGCAGCGGCGCUCCGCUGGUUGAAGCACCGGCUCCGUCCGCCGGCCCUGCAGCCCCGGCCCGCCUCACCACCGCAGGUGUGCAACUUUGACUGAUGAUGUCCAUGUGAGAGUGGGAGGGGCUACGUGGCCCUGAGGCAGUAAAGGGGAGGAGUCCCAGCCCUCAGCCCCUCCCCCUCUUCUCCCUGCCAGCAAGCAAACCGACGGACACAUAGGUGGACACAGCUCUCCCCUCCCUCCUCCUGCUCCCAUCUUCUCCUUGCUCUCUCCUCCUCCUGGCCCCGCCUCCUCUCCCCUCCUCCACCGCCACCAUGCUGUGGUCACGCCGCUGCUGGAGGCCGUGAGGAAGGAGACUCUGGAAGGCGACCCUGCUCAGCCGGGGGACUCCUACCUGUCCCUGCUGGACCCAAAAACCCUCCCUGAGUGCCGGCCCCCAGAUGGCUUGAUGCCUGAGAGCAGUUACUGGCAGCUCUGCCCGCCCUCCAAGUCCGGCCUGCAGGGCGGGUUACUGAGCUCUAGUUUCCCUCCCGGCCCCGUGCCACUGGUGCCCCCAGAUGCUCACCUGCAGGAGGGGGGCGACCCCCUGGACGGGGGCCCCUCCCAGCCGCAGCAGCACCGGCCCCUGGCGCCCAGCACCUCAGCUUCAGAGCUGUCCCUCCCCGGAGCGGCGGCAGGGGGCCCUCCGGGUCCAGGACUCCCUCCCCCUCCUCCCCCGCCUCCCAAACGGCACUGCCGCUCGCUGUCGGUGCCCGAGGAUCUGUCCCGCUGCCGCUACACGUGGCGGCCCAGCGCCUCGCGGGUCUGGACCCCCGUCAGCCGCCAGCAGUGCCAUGGCGGGGCGGGGGGAGGGGUCUCAGGUGGGGGCGUGGCAGUGGGAGGGGGGGGUAUAGGGAUGGGAGCAGCAGGGGGCGGGGCCUGUCCUCUCCGCGCCCCUAGCUCGUCUCUGAACUCGUCGCUGCACUCGUCAUCCAGCCCCACCUUCUUCAGCCUGGCGCUGUCGCCGGACUCUCCGCUGCCCUGGAGCUUCCCCUGGGACCCCAGCGAGGCAGCGGCAGGGGGGGGGGCCUGCUGCUGCUUCUUUCCCUCCCCUUCCUCUUGCUCCUCCUCACCCUCCCCUCUGCACCCGCCCCCUCCCCCUCAGAGGCGAUUCUCCCUCUCCCCCGUGCUAAUCAGAGACUCAGCAGCCUCCACCUUCCUCCCUCCUCCUCCAGCGCCAAACCAAGCGACAGCGCGCCCACCAGGUGGCGCUACGGUGGCUGGAGCUUCUGCGGGCGGCCCGGUGCCCGCCUCGCCAUCCUCAGCUUGCAGCACACCGUCCUCUCUCCGCCGCAGCCUCCCGCCGCAGCUACCGCGCUGCCACUCCCAGCCCUGCGACCUGCUGCUGCUAAAACCAGGCCUGAAGAGGCGCAGAGACCCCGACAGGCCGUGCGCCCGCCCCGUCCUCGAUUUCACCAAGAUGACCCAGACUCGCAGCAUCGACCCGCAGUGCCUGGAGCGCGCCGGCGGCCGCCUGGCCUGCGGUGGUGGGGACGUCUGCAUGGGCAUGGAGCACUUCAUGGGCGACUUCCGGGGCUCCUGCUCGCCAGCCGAGUGCCUGGGCAGAACCAGCAUCGGCCCGCUGAGCGAGAGCGACGAGGAGUGCCGCGAGGACGAUGAGGAAGAGGAGGAAGAGGCUGACGAGCGCGAGGCAGCGCAGCAGGCGGUCUUUGAGAGGGAUUGUACAGAACUGGACCUGAACUUGAUAGAGGAAAACUGAAGCGUCUGUAAAUGAAGGCUGUUUUGUUUUAUAAUGGAGUUUUAUUUUGAAAUGACCCGACCCCGUCUCUCUUUCCUGUCCAGUCUUCGUCCGACCACUCGGUGCCUCCUGGCCACCAAUCAGCGGCGCUCUCAGGAACAACACCUCUCAUCGAUGAGCUGAUUAAGCAACAGCGAUGAUCUGACUACCGUGCGGCAGCUUCACGCAGUCUGAGGCCAGCUCAGCGUCCAGAUCCAGGUCUGACGAGACAUGUAACACGCCGCCGCAGCGACCCGAACCCCCGUAGACACUCGUAGUUUCAUCAGUUUGACUUCUGUAUGUGCUUGUAGUACAACGAUUUCGGACGUCUUAAUCAUGAAGGUCUUAAACUGCCUGAGCUCGUUAGAGAUUAAUCAAUUACUAGUAUUUAAUUCAUUCGUCCUGGUCUGUCAGAUCACGUGACCCGAGCGUGAUGACGCGAUCAUGCUAGCAGCGGUCCUGCGGUGGCGUCUAGUUGAGUCUGCGCUGAAGGCCGGUAGACAGUGAUGCUGUUGUUCGCCCGAGUGUUCGUACAUUCCCGUCAGUCCCACCUGUCACUGAAAACACUGUCUGUGUGUGUGCGUGUGUGUGUGUGUGUGUGUGUGUUGGCUCUGACAUCAGAGCCUGGAGGUCAUGUGACCUAACCCUCCAGACCGAUGGUCUCAAGCAGCAGUUUAUAAAAUCUUUGAUUAUUCUUCGUCAUUCUGCACCUCAACUGUUCUACAUGCAGACUGCACAGAUGCAUCGAGCUCCUGCAGCCACCAGGCGGCGCCCAAGUUACCAGAUCAGUUUUCUGAAUCAGGAUAGUGGAGAAAGAAAAUUGAUUAAACAUCUUAAGUACUUCACUGUGAAGGCAUCUUUCUCACAGAUUUGUGAAUUUAUAAUGUCCCAAUUUCCCAUUACUAUCAUUUUUUUUUUUUAAGCAAAGUUGUUGAGUUUAUUAAAUCACAAUUUAAAAACAAAAGAAUUGGGUGAUAAAGUCAUAGUUUCUAAUCUCUCA